CAUGAUGCAUCGCGUCGUCAACGGCUUCAGUCAUUCAAGCUGCUUGGCUCUGGUGUUGUGAGAGCGUCCGAUCGGUUAGGCCAUCUGGGCUCGGGUAACCUGCGUCCCGAACCGGACUGGACCCCGAACGGAGGAUUUUAACUUAGUCACUUUGAGACGAUCAUUAUCCUUCCAUGUUUCAGGAAUCGCCGGCCAUUGACGGGAAGCGAGCUUUUGGGCGGCAUAUGCGUUGCUGUCAGCAGAGAUAGUACAGCAGAAACCAUUCAACAUACAAACUGCAAGCGUAAUUCACCGAUUGAUCACAGUGUUGUUACGUUCGAGGCGACUUCAUGGAUUUAGAGACCGGAAGGAAUGAACUAGGGGCGAUGGGAGACUCGCUUCAGCCGCAGACCCCCAGCCGCCACGAGAAAAGUCUCGGGCUCCUCACGACCAAAUUUGUGACUCUCCUGCAGGAAGCAAAAGACGGAGUACUGGACCUAAAAGCUGCUGCAGAUACUUUGGCUGUAAGGCAGAAACGGCGCAUCUACGACAUCACAAAUGUUUUGGAAGGGAUUGGACUUAUUGAGAAGAAAUCAAAAAACAGCAUCCAGUGGAAGGGUGUUGGUCCGGGUUGCAACACACGUGAAAUUGCAGACAAGCUGAUAGAUCUCAAGUUGGAAUUGGAGGAUCUUGAUCGGAGGGAACAUGAACUGGACCAGCAGAGAGUUUGGGUUCAACAGAGCAUCAAGAACGUGACGGACGACUCGCAGAAUAGCCCUCUGGCGUAUGUGACACAUCAAGACCUCUGCAAUUGCUUUAAAGGUGACACUCUUCUAGCAAUCAGAGCUCCCUCAGGAACACAGCUAGAAGUGCCAGUGCCUGAAUCUCAUGUGAAUGGACAGAAGAAAUAUCAGAUUCAUCUAAAAAGUUCUGCAGGCCCCAUCGAGGUCCUCCUUGUUAAUAAAGACCCAUCCAGCUCCUCUCCAGUGGUGCUGCCGGUUCCCCCACCAGACGACAUGCUUCAGAGCCUCUCUGCCCCAGCUUCAGCUACCUCUACUGCUGACCCCCCUCUCAAACCCACAGCUAAAAGUACAGAAUCGCCUGCGUCCACCUGUCAGAGUCCCUCCACCACCACCGUCCCUCCAACCACGACCACUGCCUCUUCUGCAGGUGUAGCCGCAGACAUCGCAAGCACCCCGACGUCAGAUACAACAGCCAAUCCGAUAUCUUCAGUGGGCACCCAGCAGCUGCAGUCAUCUGCCUCAUUGGACAGCAGCUCUUCACUUCCUGAUUCCUCAUCUCUUUUUGAACCAAUCAAACCUGACACUUCAGACUUGCUGGACUUUCCCAAAGAGCUUUCAGAAAUGUUUGACCCUAAAGAAAUCAUGAGUACAGAUUUGCUUGAAGAGCUGAUGUCAUCUGAAGUUUUUUCUCCACUCCUUCGUCUGUCUCCACCUCCGGGUGAUCAUGACUACAUCUAUAACCUGGAUGAGACUGAGGGCCUCUGUGACCUUUUUGAUGUUCCCAUUGCCAACCUUUGACCUCCAAAAACAGCACAUGUUAAAAAAUGAGUAGUGUACCGAAAAACUUUAACGCUUUUCAAAGGAGAUAAAGAAAAGUAUGGCUCUAUUACAGAUCCAUAUGUAUGAUAAGCUGAUUCUGUGUGUAUAUAUAGGUUUUUUAUAUAUGUAUAUUUACUCCUCACCCAAAGUGGUUGACUGAAAAGGAGCUUUCCCUGCUAAAUUCAACCGAUAUAUGAAGCUUUAUUGGUGCCCACUUCACUUAACUGAUGAAGAGAUCAGACGUACAAAGCAAACGCUUUGGUUAACCGUGUAUAUUAGUCCCUUGUUUCAUUAAAGUGACUGCAGGGUCAUUGUUUUAUAUAACUUUUGUAUAGAUACAAAGGGGAUUUUUGUUGCAAAAAUAAGACAAACCUCACCAGCAGUGGUUGGUUAGUGGUUCAAAGAAAAAAGCAGCCAGACUACCAGUUUUAUAUAUAUAUUGUCUUCCUGUUAGUAGCAUCUUUUCUCAGAACGCACCACCCUUUUAUCAAGCAGUGAUAUCUUUACUGAUCUUUCAUAUAGAUAAACCAAACCAUAAAUUUGUUGGCAACCAUCAUCAUUAUGUUUUUGAACAAAGCAUGCUUCUAAUGUCAAGACUUUGAAGAGAUCAGGCUGAUUUCAUUUUGCAGCAAAUGACCAUGAUAAAGUUACACUAAUAACUAAAGAGGCUGCGAGUGUAGUGGAAAGAUUGUAAGGUCAGCGUAGCCUACUGUUUGAAAUCUUUACAGCCUGGUGCUAUAUAGCAUAAUAUAUUUACUAGUUUCAAGCUCUUCAGACAAAAUGUGAAGGAACCUACUCAAGUGUUGCAUAAACCAUUCCUACUUUCUUUUUACUCAUCAGCUCUGUCGCAGUCUGAUCGGACUCAAACCAUUGUUAGCUUACAGUGUUUGUAAUGCAUUUCUCAACGCAUGCCCUAUUUUCUCAACAUGUAUCAAGAGUUGUAUUUAGAUUGUUGUAUUGCUUAUGAAUUUAACUUUGUUUUUAAUUGCAAAACCACUGUGGAAAGGUCAUGACUAAAGCCCUGUAUAAAUGUUAAAUCGAAUGCCAAUUAUUGCUAUUUUUGUAUUUCGAAACAUAAUCCCUCUGUGUGUUUCACAUCAUAGAGUACAUAUCUGUCCUAACCUCAACCUGUUUAUGUAUGUGUGUAGAUACUUUUAAAGGUAUUAAGUAUGUCUGUAUAUGAGAAUAACUGUCUAAAUAAGAAUGUGGGUUUGGGGGUCAUUAAAGAGCAGUCACAUGAUAGCAAGAAAUGGAGUAUCGACAUGUGUUUAGGAUUGUGUUGUCAAACGUGCAUACCUAACUUUGUUGGUACCAAUUGAUUGCAAACAGAUUGUCAUUUUUUGCUUUCUUCUCGUUACUGCUGAAUGAUAUUUUUAGGCUUGUACCAUUUAUUUUUGUACUCAAUAGAUCUCCCAAGUUAUCUGGUUUCAAAUAAUCUACAUUUGCUUUCUAACCUAUUUCCACAUUGCACUUUAAAACGGGUAAUAUUCAACCCUUUAAGGUAAUUAGAUAUACCGAUUAACUUUACAAUAUCCAGGGAAUUCAUUUAAUAUUUGUGCAAAGUAUAAUAAUCAUUGUUCGCAACCGAAAUAACAUCCCCAUCAAAUAAAGUUUUUCUACUUAUGUA
Molecule: messenger RNA, 3168 nt
Organism: Misgurnus anguillicaudatus (oriental weatherfish)
Lineage: Eukaryota; Metazoa; Chordata; Actinopteri; Cypriniformes; Cobitidae
Source: RefSeq, a predicted model, not a curated record